Cucurbita moschata (crookneck pumpkin) is the source of this 1420-nucleotide messenger RNA. Its product is annotated as UDP-arabinopyranose mutase 1-like. Gene Ontology annotation, biological process: plant-type cell wall biogenesis; UDP-L-arabinose metabolic process. The record is from RefSeq and is a predicted model, not a curated record. Lineage: Eukaryota; Viridiplantae; Streptophyta; Magnoliopsida; Cucurbitales; Cucurbitaceae. The transcript is spliced from 6 exons. Gene Ontology annotation, cellular component: cytosol; Golgi apparatus. Gene Ontology annotation, molecular function: UDP-arabinopyranose mutase activity. The coding region runs from base 184 to 1287 and encodes 367 amino acids.
AAAACUCAGAGGAUGGAACUAUUCUUUGGGGGAAAUUGAGCAAUGAAGAGAGCAAUAUAGUUGAAGAGAAUGCAAGAAGAUGUGUCACCUCUCACCUACUGUAUUUCUGCAUCUUGAAGCAAAGCCAUAGAGAUCUGGACAUGACUUUUCAACUGUCAGCGUUCUUACACCAGAGCCUAGCAGAUGUGCAGAACCCAGGAAAUCAAGCUUUCUUCCCAUUCAACUGCACUGAACCAUGAAGCGUCAGCAAUGGCGAACACCAAGCUGGGACCGGUUCUGAAAGAUGAGCUCGACAUAGUCAUCCCCACCAUCCGCAACCUCGACUUCCUCGAGAUGUGGAGACCAUUUUUCCAGCCCUAUCACUUGAUCAUUGUCCAAGACGGCGACCCGUCCAAGACUAUCAGGGUUCCUGAUGGCUUUGACUAUGAGCUCUACAAUCGUAUGGAUAUUGAUCGGAUUCUGGGCCCUAAGGCCUCGUGCAUUUCAUUUAAGGACUCUGCUUGUAGGUGCUUUGGCUACUUGAUUUCCAAGAAGAAGUACAUCUUCACGAUUGAUGAUGACUGCUUCGUUGCUAAAGACCCAUCUGGUAAAGAGAUUAAUGCACUUGAACAGCACAUUAAGAACGUGUUGACGCCAUCGACCCCAUUUUUCUUUAACACCCUUUAUGAUCCAUUUAGAGAAGGUGCUGAUUUUGUCCGUGGAUAUCCAUUCACUCUCCGUGAAGGUGUCCCCACAGCGGUGUCUCAUGGCCUCUGGCUAAACAUUCCAGAUUAUGAUGCACCCACCCAACUCGUCAAACCACUCGAGAGAAACACAAGGUACGUCAAUGCGGUUCUGACGGUACCAAAGGGCACUCUCUUCCCCAUGUGUGGAAUGAAUCUAGCAUUCAACCGUGAACUAAUUGGUCCCGCCAUGUACUUUGGACUCAUGGGAAAUGGCCAACCCAUCGGUCGCUAUGACGAUAUGUGGGCUGGCUGGUGUAUGAAGGUUAUCUGUGACCACUUGGGAUUUGGAGUGAAGACGGGAUUGCCAUAUAUCUGGCACAGCAAGGCAAGCAACCCAUUUACAAACCUGAAGAAGGAAUACAAAGGAAUCUAUUGGCAAGAACAGAUCAUACCCUUUUUCCAAACUGUUACCCUACCAAAGCAUUGCGACACUGUGCAGAAGUGCUAUAUUGAACUCUCCAAGCUGGUCAGGGAAAACCUCAGUUCAGUCGAUGAGUAUUUUGUGAAGCUUGCCGAUGCCAUGCUCACUUGGAUUGAAGCUUGGAAUGAGCUGAAUCCAUAAGGUUGUUUCAGAAUAGUUUACUCAUUGUUUUUUACUUCUGGUUAAAGAUUUGAUGUUUAUUACACUAAAUGGUUAAUUACUCACUAUUUAAGAUUUCUUUCGAAUGAAAAUUUGACUCAUGCUGCCUUGCUUA